GCGGCUCUCCUUUGUUCUCGGGUAUGUUUGCCACUGGACCCUCUUCGACCUCGACCUCAACGACGAUCCCAGCGUUUGCAAAGCCGUCUGCUUCAGCUACUAUUACAACGGUGUCAUCUAGCUCUUCGGGACUCUCCUUCGCUUCUCAACCCUCUUUUGGGUUCCCCAAUGAUGCUUCAACUACGGCUUCUUCUUCAGCUUCUUCGGCGGCUUCUGGCGCAUCGGCUUCAAAACCAACGGGUUCUUUUUCGUUUACCACAUCUUCUGCGCCACUGUUCUCGACUGUGACGACCACCACUGCUUCUACUGUGGCUACUGGCAGCACGACCCUUUCAUCUUCUGUGCCUGCCUUUGGUGCUACUAUUGCAUCUUCUGCAACCGCAAGUACUUUGGCGGUUCCUGCUGCUUCUACUGGUGCGGCACCUUCUGCCAGUACAGGAUCAUCUUUUACAGGAUUUGGCGUAGGGAGCACGGCAUCCGAUGUUUCUCUUGGGACUGGGUUUCCCUUUGCGAAUAAGUCGACCUCAGUUUCUACCGCUACUACUGUAUUUGGGGUUAUGUCGACAAUUGAGAACAAUCCAAGGCAAAAAAGUCGUUACCAUACUCUUAGAGAGCAACUUCUUGCUAAGGGAAGAGGGGAAGGGACUUCAAACCCCACUGAGGAGGCAGAAGUGGACUACAAACUCAACUUGUUGCCCGUUGCUGAAAGGAAGAAAAGGCAUGCAACUGGAUCUUCUCGCUAUUCUUGUCCGAAGCUAGCUCGAUUAGAUGCUGACAAGUCUUAUGCUCAAUUGAUGAGUAUAGAUCUGAAGAUGUAUGAAGGCAUAAGUGUCAACCUUACAGAUGCUGAAGCUGUAGCUAUCACCUCGGCCUCUCACGAGGUUCUUCUUAAUGCCUUUGUUGAACAUCAGUCUCGAGCCUUAGUGAUUGGGAGGCACCUCGGCUCAGAGCCCUGUAAAGGUGGUUCUAGUGCUGAUUUUGAGAAGCUAAAGGCUGAAAAUGCAGAGUUGAGAAAAAGCAUGAAGGGCUUGACCGAGGAAAAGAAUACCUGGUCAUCUCAGGUUACGGGCUUGUGUAAGCAGAUAAUCAAUUCGCAAGUCGAGAAGAACUCGUGGAAGACAAGAUGCUUAGAUUCCGAGGACAAAGAGAAGAAGGCCACUGAUGCCCUUGCCGAGAUGACCUUAUCUCGUGAUAACGAGAGAAUGGCUUGGUUGGCUAUAGACAAGGAACUAUGGGAUUUGAAAGCGAGCGUGGUCAAGGAGCAUGAAGAAGGAUUCCGCAAGGCUCUUCCUCAGGUCGCUUUGUUGUUUGAUAUCUCAACAGAUGAUGAGCGCUUUGACGUCAACAAAGAUGUCUAUCAGAAAUCGUUGGUUCCUAUAGAAGAUAUUCGUCUAGUUGAGGAGUUUGUUGAGAAUAGCCCAACUACCCUUUCUGUGGAGGCUUCGGGGGGAGAAGAAACCUAAACUAUACUUAGCAAUUUUUCCCUUUUGCCUUCUGUUUUGAUGUGUCCUUCAAACUUUUUAGAAGGAUUUUUGCAAUUGUUGGCUAUGCCGUUUUAAUGAAUAGAAU
This is a messenger RNA of Vigna unguiculata (cowpea), 1569 nucleotides long. Its product is annotated as structural constituent of nuclear pore. NCBI's taxonomy places the organism in Eukaryota, Viridiplantae, Streptophyta, Magnoliopsida, Fabales, Fabaceae. The record is from RefSeq and is a predicted model, not a curated record.